AUGUUGACAGCACCCAGCUCAGUUGCGUUGGCCGCGGGCUUGGCCACCGCUGUGGCAGCUCCUUUGUUCGUGGCACCUUCGACAGGCACGGCGAAGUGGGCGACCGCCCUCCGUGGCAGCCGGGCAGCCCCUGAAGCCGUGACCCAGGCCGCACCUGGUGCCAUGGCCACAGUGGGCACGGCCGGUGCAGUCGUUGCCCUGGCGGCCCUUGGGGCAUCUGGUGCCAAAGCCGGCACUCGCAAGCCUCGCAUGGUCCAGGUCGCCCGUCAGUCCGUGGAGACCUUCCAGCAAAACGAGUUAGAGUACCCGGCAGCCUAUGAGAAGAUCGCGGACGUGAACAACAAGGAGAAAGAGGCCGACAUCAUCUGCACUAUCGGACCAAAAUCCUGGGACCCCGAGGUUCUCGUGGAGCUCAUGAAGGCAGGCAUGAACGUCAUCCGAUGCAACAUGUCCCACGGAGACCACGAG
Molecule: messenger RNA, 468 nt
Organism: Symbiodinium sp. CCMP2456
Lineage: Eukaryota; Dinophyceae; Suessiales; Symbiodiniaceae
Source: the annotation of a GenBank genome assembly